Mesitornis unicolor (brown roatelo) is the source of this 402-nucleotide messenger RNA. RefSeq names its product phospholipase A2, membrane associated-like. Bases 1 to 402 code for a protein of 133 amino acids. Gene Ontology annotation, biological process: arachidonate secretion; phospholipid metabolic process. The record is from RefSeq and is a predicted model, not a curated record. Gene Ontology annotation, molecular function: A2-type glycerophospholipase activity. NCBI's taxonomy places the organism in Eukaryota, Metazoa, Chordata, Aves, Mesitornithiformes, Mesitornithidae. The transcript is spliced from 4 exons.
AUGAAGGUCCUGCUGAUGCUGGCAGUGGUGCUUGCCUGCAGUGUGUUUACAGCUCACGGGAAGCACCCACGUGGGUUUGCACCAGGACUUGAGGGAAGCACCGUGGGAAAUCUGACUGCUCACGGCUGUUACUCGCGAUGGGGCAGCGGCGGCACGGCUUCAGCGGACCGGUGCUGCCUGCUCCGUGCCUGCUGCUAUGCCAAGCUGGCUGCACGGCGGUGCCGCCUGGGACCCAUCCAGCCCCUCCCAACAUCCCGGGCAGGGAUCCCCAUCUGCAGAUCUGGGACCUGGUGCCAGAGAGGUGCCUGCAGAUGCGAGAGGGCAGCCUGGCUCUGCCGGAUGCGCGGCCGGGGGCUGCUCCGGCGCCGCGGGAUGUGCCGGGGCCGAGCCGGGCGGUGUUGA